GCUUUGGGUGUUCCUUGUUUUGGGAAGUGCUUUAAAUCUGUCUGCCAGAGGCGUGGGCUGCUAAAGCCAGAGACUGACUGCCACAAUGUUGAGCGCUCGGCUUCAUCCCCUUCUCCUAUUGCUCACAGCUGUGGAGCUGAGCUCGUCCCUUACAGAUGAUGACAAGAAGUUGAUUGUGGAGAUGCACAACCAAUACCGCUCCCAGGUCUCGCCUCCUGCUGCAGACAUGCUGAAAAUGAGCUGGGCCCCCGACCUGGAAGCCUUUGCCAAAGCCUAUGCAUUGAAAUGCAUCUGGGGCCACAACAAGGAGCGGGGCCGGCGGGGUGAGAACCUCUUUGCCAUUACCGACGAGAUGGACGUGGAGGUGGCCUUGGAGCAGUGGUACAGCGAGCACGAGCAUUACAACCUGACCACGUCCAAGUGCACCAUAAGCCAGAUGUGUGGCCACUACACCCAGGUAGUCUGGGCAAACAGUGAGCGGGUUGGCUGUGGGAUGCAGUUCUGUAAAACCCUGCAUGGUGUUGAAGACCCUGACCUCUACCUGCUGGUCUGCAACUACGAUCCCCCUGGCAACGUGAGGGGUCGCAAGCCGUACAAGGAAGGACCUCCGUGCUCCAAAUGCCCCGAGGGCUAUACGUGUAGGAAUUCAAUCUGUGAACCCAGUGUAGACUCAGAAGAGGCCUCUACAUCCUCUAGGACAACAAGGCCAAAGCUCCCCACUAGGCCAGCUCUUGCCACUGACACCACCACCACGAGCCCGACCACCACCACUCCCAUAAGGCCAGCACCCACCACCACGAGCCCGACCACCACCACUCCCAUAAGGCCAGCACCCACCACCACGAGCCCGACCACCACCACUACCAUAAGGCCAGCACCCAUCACCACGAGCCCGACCACCACCACUACCAUAAGGCCAGCAUCCACUUCCACCACCGCCACAAAAAGGCUGAAUCCCACCACAAAGCCAGCACCUGCCAGCACCACCAUGAACAAAAAGCCACCACCUGCCACCACCACCACAAGCCCACCACCCACCCGAACAGCAAGGCCCCACCCCACCACGGCCCCUGGGCCAACAUCUUCCUUAGAGCCCACCUCAGACCUGGACCUUAAAACAUCUCCAGAAAUGCAAGUGGACUCUGAGGAGACUGGUGCCCCAUUGGUGACCACGGAGGAUGUGCUCUCGCUAGACCUGGAGUCGACCCUCAGCCCGACUGCCUCUCCAAAAAUGGAGGGAGACUUGAAGGAGUCUGAUGCAGCCUCUGAGAGAGCUGAGCAAGCCCUCUCCUCAGAGCCACCUCCAUCCUUCAGCCUUACGACUCCAGAAACCGAUCUAAACUUGGACGAUACCAAGCAGCCCCCACCUGCCCUAAAGCCAACACCCGCCACUGCUAAGGUGACCUCCCUCCUGCACUUAUUACCACCUUCCAAGGCCGCAGGGAGACACAGCCUCACUGUCCAGUCCUCCCUGUCAGGUGCCAGAGAGACCGAAGAGCUGAUGACGGGCCCCACAAAGAAAGACUUGGACCAGCUCAAUGGUUCAGCCACCAGCAACUUUCUGGAGUUCUCUCUGUUCCUGCUGGCCGUGCCCCUGCUGACAGGCCUUCUGCUCUGAAGGGUCUGCCUCGACCCUCUGUGCUCCUGUCCUCAAACUCUCCUCCAGUACUGAUUGUCCUGCUGCUCUGCUGCAUGUGGGGCAUAUCGAUCAGGUGAAGAGCCCCUACUGGGCCUUCUUGCCGCUGGCUAAGUCCACUCCAAUCCAGUUAUACUCAGCGGUGCCUGGCAAACCGCAGUGACCAUUCUGUUACGCUAGCACUGCUGAGACCCCACUAUCCCUGGAUACCAAUAUAAGGGGGGUAGCUAAGUUUUAAGUGCCCAGCUCAUCUGUCAAAGGGGCAGGAGCAGCUGGGUGAAGAGAGGGGAAAUUCCUUGGUGCCUCUUCCUCCCUGAGCUCUAACUCUAACCUGAAGCUCCAUAAUUCCUACUCCAGUCUGACUCAGAGAUGGGACUGCUUCAUACUGAAGAUCCUGGAUCCCCACCAGUCUGGAGGCUCAGAGCGUCAUGGCCCUCCUCCUCACUGGAAACGAUGAAUGAUCUACUAUCCUUGUAGGACUGUGAGGUCCUUUCCUACAAAUCCUAUAUGAAAGGCAGUGCAGAGACAUGGAUGGUACAACCCUAUCUAAACUCCUCUCGCUUCCUCCACCAAUUAUGUCUACAGUGCACAUGCCCCUUCAGAAGAGCCAGGAAUUGAACCCCGCUCAUCAGUUUUGCUUGGUCCAUUGCAUGCAUCCCAUUCCAGUUCUCCAUGUGGCAAGGCUCUUAUUUUUUUGUGCAUGGGGAAAAAAUACUUCUGCACUAGAGAGGAGGGGGUGGCUCAUUAUAAACCUCCUGUUGGCAUCAUCUGUAUCUUGUGAUAUGAUGUUAGACUAGCUUCUCUUGAGUGCCUGAAGCGUACAACGUAUUUAAAGUUAGAUACAGAUCUUGGCCUAUGGUGUAUGUAUCUUAUACGCACAGUGGAACCUGGCCCAGCAAAUAUUAGGUGGCGUGAUGGAACUCAAAGCACAUUCUGCUAGGGGCUAUCCACUGGAAGCAUGACUUACCUUAGAGCAGCUUUCAACUGUAUGUGUCAUUAACGUUUGUUUCCCCUCUGCGUGUCUGCUCCAUGUAUCUUACAUUUCCAAGAAAGGUGUGUUAACUACACAACAAGCCUCAGGUGGUCUAGUUAAGAUCCAGUGGAAGAUGCCACUUGAUACGAACCUUUUAGCAACCAUAGCAUCCCUUGGUUUUGUUAACAGAUGAGGUGGGGACUGAUGUGAAUCCUGUAGCCCAUUAGCUACAAGGGACACUGUUUCCAAUACGUCAUGAGGUCCUGCUCUCAAUAAACGCUGUUCUGAAACCA
This is a messenger RNA of Dermochelys coriacea (leatherback sea turtle), 2902 nucleotides long. RefSeq names its product peptidase inhibitor 16 (gene PI16). The transcript has 6 exons. The coding region runs from base 86 to 1618 and encodes 510 amino acids. The record is from RefSeq and is a predicted model, not a curated record. NCBI's taxonomy places the organism in Eukaryota, Metazoa, Chordata, Testudines, Dermochelyidae. Gene Ontology annotation, cellular component: extracellular region.